UGCUUGAUAGAGCUUGCGCAGAGCUUACAUAAAGCUUGCCUAGGCAUCUGGCCGUGUUUGGAAUAUAUACCUGUACACAGGUCCACCGAACCGAUCACCGAUACUCAGAUCGAUCUUUCAGCCUUCCGUCCCUAGACCAACUUAUUGUCAAUACCAUCCUCGCACCAUGUCUGCACCAAUCUAUCAAGAGGACGAGAAGAAGGUCGUCAAUGAUGUCACAGACUUCAGAGCCGGACGUCGGAGCUCCAUCGAUGUCAUCCAUGCCCUGGUCGUCGAAGACCACGCGCAUGAGAUCAAGCUCCGAACCAUGUCGUGGCAGAAGGCAGCUUGGCUCCUCUGCGGCGACCAGGUCUGUCUCGCCAUCAUGGCCCAGACAUGGUCGCUCUCCGUCCUCGGCUGGGUCCCAGGUAUCAUCACCAUGGUCGGUGCAGGCAUUCUCUUCUGGAUUACCUCCAUCACCAUGCACAAGUUCAUCAUGAAGUACCCUCAGAUCAGGGACAUCUGCGACUUUGGCUACUACGCCUUUGGCAAGUCCCGAAUCGCCUACGAAUGGACCGGCUUCAUGUUGCUAGCCAACAACAUCAUGCUUAUCGGCUUCCACAUUCUCACCGGAGCCAAAAUCCUCAACACUCUGUCCGACCACUCGCAAUGCACGGUCGUGUUCUCGAUCAUUGUCAUGCUGAUGGGCAUCGUCAUGUCGCUACCCCGAACUCUCCGCCACGUCUCCUACAUGUCCAUGUUCUCCGCCGCCUGCAUGGCCCUCGCCAUUCUCCUCUUCCUCAUCUUCGCCGGCAUCGAGGACGCCCCGCUGUACGGCUACUACGGCGACUACCCCACCGACGGGCCCGUUAGAACCUAUGCCUUCCCUCUCCCCGGUACGACUUGGGUCGGGUGCAUGAACGCCGUGCUCAAUAUCACAUUCUUGUGGGUCCCCCAGAUCCUCUUCCCGACCUUCAUCGCCGAGAUGGAACGGCCUCAAGACUUCCCCAAGGCCCUCGCCGUGCUCACCGGAAUCUCCGCCUUCCUCUUCAUCUGCCCUCCCGCGAUCGGCUUCCACUACCUGGGCCAGUACUCGACCGCCCCAGCGUUCGGCAGUCUCGGCCCCACGGCGUACAAGAAGGGCAGCUUCGGGCCUGUAAUAGUUACAACUCUGAUUAUAGGGGUAAUAUACGCCAACGUUAGCGCGAAGUUCAUCUACUUCCGCAUCAUGGGCAACUCGAGACAUGCGCACAGCAACACCAUUAUCGGCUGGGGGGUCUGGGGUCUCGUUAUGGCUGCUAUCUGGUUCAUCGCUUUCAUCUUCGCCGAGGUCAUCCCUAGCAUGGGCGACUUCUUGUCCCUGCUAGGUGCCGCCUUCGACUCGUUCUUCGGUUUCAUCUUCUUUGCCGUGGCGUACUGGCAUCUGUAUAGGGGAAAGUUGUUCGCCGGCGUUGGCAGGUCGAUCAUGACCGUCAUCCACAUCUUCGUAAUGAUGGUCGGUCUGUUCUUGCUUGGCCCUGGCCUCUACGCUGCUGUUGAGGCCAUCAUUGCCGACUACUCGGGAAGCACAACGCCGGCUUUCAGUUGUUCCAAUGUAUCUAUCUAGAUGUGGUCACAGGAACGGAGCUGGAGAUCUCCAGUCUCGCUGGCAGACGCAACUUUGAAUUCUGCAAGGUGUCGUCCUAGGUUUCACAAUAGAUACAACUUUGACUUCUGCUGGGUGUCGUCCUAGAUUUCACAAUAGAUACAACUUUGACUUCUACUAGGUGUCAUCCUAGA
This is a messenger RNA of Exophiala xenobiotica, 1758 nucleotides long. RefSeq lists its product as uncharacterized. The coding region runs from base 167 to 1585 and encodes 472 amino acids. Gene Ontology annotation, biological process: amino acid transmembrane transport. Lineage: Eukaryota; Fungi; Ascomycota; Eurotiomycetes; Chaetothyriales; Herpotrichiellaceae. Gene Ontology annotation, molecular function: amino acid transmembrane transporter activity. The transcript has a single exon. Gene Ontology annotation, cellular component: vacuolar membrane. The record is from RefSeq and is a predicted model, not a curated record.